Stomoxys calcitrans (stable fly) is the source of this 804-nucleotide messenger RNA. RefSeq names its product chymotrypsin-2. The coding region runs from base 1 to 804 and encodes 267 amino acids. Gene Ontology annotation, molecular function: serine-type endopeptidase activity. The record is from RefSeq and is a predicted model, not a curated record. Gene Ontology annotation, biological process: proteolysis. The transcript has a single exon. Lineage: Eukaryota; Metazoa; Arthropoda; Insecta; Diptera; Muscidae.
AUGGUCAACAGCAAAGCAAACCUGCUAUUAAUACUGCUGACUAUUACCCAAGCACCAAGCAAAAGUCACAGUUCUUCUAACCGCAUAAUAGGUGGACAAGUGGCUGAAGAUGGUUUGGCACCCUACCAGAUUUCCCUACAAACUCUGCCAGGAUCACAUCUUUGUGGAGGAGCCAUACUAAACAGCGAAUGGAUUGUUACAGCCGCUCAUUGUGUUGCCGGUUGGCCGCCACACAUUCUACAAAUAGCUGUGGGCUCCAACCAGUACAAAGAACCUUUGACAGUCUAUUAUUUGGAUCGUAUACAUCUGCAUUGUAACUAUGACAACCCGAAAUAUCACAAUGACAUAGCAGUUCUACAUGUGAACUCCUCCAUUCAAUGGAAUGAAAAAGUACAACCCAUAGCCUUGCCCCAGACUAUGUUGAAUACCUCAGAUGCUCUACUAUUCACAGGCUGGGGCCUGAUUUCUUUGUGGGAUCCCAAUCCGGAAAGAUUACAAAAAUUAAAUAUGUUUCAAGUUUUGAAGAAGGAAUGUGCUGAAAUGUUGCAAGAGUUCGAUGAUGUUGCAGUAGAUGUGGGACAUGUGUGCGCCUAUGUAAAACGUGAUCAUGGUGCCUGUCAUGGCGACAAUGGAGGUCCUUUGGUGCACCAACACACCCUGGUGGGUAUACAUGCUUGGAGUUAUCCCUGCGCCGAUGGUUUUCCCGAUAUCUUUGUUAACGUUUGGUAUUAUCGCGAAUGGUUGCGUCAGGCCAUGCGUGGCAAUUUCCGCUGUAAAAGUGUAAAAUUUUCCUCAACCGCAUGA